CGGGCGGGAAACAAUGAGGUUUGUGGUGCGCCACGCAAUUCCCGCAUGCGGCGCCCCCCAAAAACCAAAACGGGGGAAAAUCAACCGCAUUCGAUGAAUCCGUUCGUGUCUCAAACUCUCCUUGCAGUUUCUCUCGUCCUUUUACACAAUUACACCUUUGCCUCAUAAUUACCCUGGAUUUCUCUCCCUGACUCCUUCAAAAUUCUCACUUAUUUCUUCUCUUCCCCUCCACCAAUUCCCCUCCCCAAGUCCAGUCCGGUCCAGUCCAUCUAUGGAAGACAAUUUCUCUUCUAUUGAUCCAGGCUAAAGAACUAUACCCGCAUUCCACAAAACAACCAACCAGAACAACCCCCAAAAAAUAAACCAAGCACGGUCAAGAGAAGAAGAAGAAGAAGAAAGCGAAAAUGCAUCAAUUCCCUUCUCCAUUCCCUCCUCUCAACACCCGCUCUCAACGACACCCAGCUAGCGAUACCUCCAGUCCGCCCAGUUCACGCACCACCUCGCCGCCCUCCUCGCCCACCUCCACACUCCGCCGACGUCACCAGCCAACGCAAGUGUCUCCGCACCACCUAUUCAAUCUCUCCUUCCAACCCACCACCACCGCCACCACCCACCCCAAGGGUGAAUGCGGCACUGGGUCUCGACCGCUCCAGGACCAGGACCACCAAUUCCACAACAAUAUCCACAACCACAAUGCCUCAGCCCAAUGCGGCGUAAGCAUUCUGCCCUGCGCGGUCCUUCGAGGCCGCUCCUCAUUGAUGAUCGUGCGACGACGCCCCUCAGCCGUGGACAUGGCCCUGAGCGAGGAGCGAUGUCGCUGUGACGAGAACGCCAUUGAGAGACAGGGUCUGGACCUUAUGGAGCCUCGGCCCGUGGACAUGAACCUCAACAUGAACCUCAAUACGAACAUGGGUCAGAGUAUGGGCAUGGCACGUCGCAAUUCGGUUUCUCGGGCUAGCAUUGGCUCGGAUAGCCGGUCUGUGCUCGUUCAGCAGCCGAGAUUUGUGAUGGGUGGCAUUUUUGAGGUUAUGGAAGGUCGGGCUUAGGGCCUAGCUACGCCUUGUACCUUUGCUUCUCUUUGUUCUUGGGCUCUUGUUUUUUCCCCCCCUUUUUUUGGCGACUAUCAUUCGAAAGCAUGUGGGCAGAGGUGUUUUGGGAGUUUGCUUUGGGUUUUUUUUUUUUUUUUUUUUUUUUGGGUUGUUCCUAAAUUGAGUGGAACUGUACAGGGUAUUUGUUUUUCUUGGGUUCUGGCAUAGCCGUCUAGGCGUGUUGUGUCGUAUCGGAUAGCAGAUUGUUUGGUGUACAAAUCUACUCGAGAUUGAUCGUGAGCAUGACAUCAGACUUGUUCGAGGACUUGUCUUUCUCGAGGAAAUACUCAUACUGAGUAAAUCAAAGCAGAGCUUUAUCUCUUACCUUGUGUAAAAGAGUGUUUACAAUUUCAUUUCUUAUCUAAGAAUGUUUUCUCUAUUCCUAGGCUUUCCCG
This is a messenger RNA of Penicillium brasilianum, 1483 nucleotides long. The record is from the annotation of a GenBank genome assembly. NCBI's taxonomy places the organism in Eukaryota, Fungi, Ascomycota, Eurotiomycetes, Eurotiales, Aspergillaceae.